Molecule: messenger RNA, 724 nt
Organism: Girardinichthys multiradiatus
Lineage: Eukaryota; Metazoa; Chordata; Actinopteri; Cyprinodontiformes; Goodeidae
Gene: camk2n1a
Product: calcium/calmodulin-dependent protein kinase II inhibitor 1a
Exons: 2
Coding region: 337-576 (79 amino acids)
Biological process (GO): negative regulation of protein kinase activity
Molecular function (GO): protein kinase binding; calcium-dependent protein kinase inhibitor activity
Source: RefSeq, a predicted model, not a curated record
CCCCGGAUGGAUGACUUCACCGCUCUGCCUGGGUUUCCUUUAUGAUCCCGGGAUCUCCCACAUCCCUCGCCAGACAUCAGCCAGCAGCACAACAGAACGAAGCUCCCCCUUUUUCUCUCUGUCUCUCUCCUUCACGUACAAACACAAUCUCUGGCUGCAGCUGCAUCGCAUCCAGAGACAUCAACGCACCAGGUUCCACUCUAAGAGAAGACCCCCUGCGGGAGACAAGCGGCCACAAUUUGCGCGAACAGGGAUCUAAAUCUUCCCAGGAAGGAAGAUUACUUUGUGUUGCUGUUUUUUCUUUUAUACGCGGGUCUCUCUUCUAUACGUGCCACAAUGUCCGAGGUGCUGCCAUACAGCGAGGGCAAAAUGAGCGGCUACGGAGCGGACAGCGAGGUCAGCCAGAUGUCCUUUAGCUGCGGACUGCAGGACACAAGCGCCUUCUUCGCUGCGUCGCAGGCGAAAAGACCCCCAAAGCUGGGACAGAUCGGCAGAGCCAAGCACGUGGUCAUCGAGGACGAUCGAAUAGACGAGGUCCUGAAGGGGAUGACGGACAAGUCCUCACCUGGCGUUUAAAGCGUCUCCGAUGGCCUUGCAGACUUUUUUAAUUUUCGGUCACCCGAUUUGAAGCACUUGUCGGCUGUGCAUGUUCGAGGAUUGCAGGAGAGAGAUUAAGGAAAAAACACGGCAGCUCUGAGCAAGGCUGGGGAUGAUGAAAGGAAGA